Molecule: messenger RNA, 2638 nt
Organism: Corticium candelabrum
Lineage: Eukaryota; Metazoa; Porifera; Homoscleromorpha; Homosclerophorida; Plakinidae
Exons: 7
Coding region: 2116-2514 (132 amino acids)
Source: RefSeq, a predicted model, not a curated record
AAAGAUGUAAGGAUCGUUAACAAGGGGAGACAAAUCAGUAGCUGCGGAGAGAGACAAGACGGUGUCUUUGGUCAUCGCCACGCAAAUUCCUACUAGCAGAUGCUGAAUCAGUGAAAACCAGCAGUUGCUCUGACUCGGUGGCAAAGCAGCCCAAUACUUCAAAGUAAGGCGUUCCCAGACGGUUUGUUUUGCACAUCCCGGAUGUGCAAGUUCCUAGUGGAAACAGCGCUUUCUUGAACUGGUUUAGUUCUUAAACCCAUUUAAGCUAAACUAGUUUAAGGUGCAGCUAGUGGAAACACGGCCUUAGUUUUCAUGUUUAUGCCCAUACACUAUUCAAAAAUACACCUUUACAACAAUUUCAACCUGUGGCAUUCCUUAACGUCCAAAAUUGGGGAGGGAGCUGCUGGGAUUAACCCCGGUUUAACAUUUAAUUUUAUGAGGCCUGGACCAGAGUCAUUAUAUAAAUGGCCACGCCUACCAAUACGGAGUCUGGGCUCCCAGGCCUCUAUAGCGACACCACUGAUUUCAACGCAACAUGUUUCAUCUCGCACUCUGGCUUGCGAGGCUACACGUACAUACGGCGAAUUUUUUUUUUGGGCCCACUUUCUUCAGUACCCGGAUAAACGUCCCGUAUACCUGUAAUCUGCACGUGACGUUGGCAGAAGGAACGUAACAUGAUUGUAUUGUUGUUUGCGUUCGUUGACUACUGCGCACCUUGCGACGCCACACCAUUGACGUUGCUGAAGCGGUAGCUGCGUCGUAAUUUUCGAACUCGGGGCCAUCAAAGCACAUACGCACAAAGUUGCUAUAGCAGUUCAUAAUUCAGCAGAAAUCUGCGUCAGUGCACUUGCAUCGCAAAGGAGCUGUUCCAACUUUCAGCUGUUCAACCAGAGACCUCUUCAAACUGGUGUACACGUAAUACAGCUAGCUAUCUAUUAAAAUAUGCAGACUACUAGUAGCUAGACUACGGUACGUAUAGUCACGUAGACAUAGAUUAACUUUUUAGUUCUUCAGGAACAUUGCAUGGGCUUACACGUAAUCUAUACCUUACAUUGUAUAUCUAUAGUAAACAUGCUUCUAAGUAUAAAGUUUAUAAUAAACUGUCAACAUUUUUGCUGUUCUGCUGAAUACUGGUGGACAGACUGUGCUGUCUCUUUAUCUUUUGUAUUCGCUUCGGCAUCACAUACCUACUGACAGAAGGAGUUGUUUGAGUUGAUCUCCUACUAUUAAACACACUGGGGCAGCCAGCUCUUGCAGGAACAGAGCUUGAAUUUCUCAUGUGUUUUCGUCUGCUGAGGGCUGUAGGCUGCACCCAAAUUCUUUGCCUGUGCUUUGUUAUCCCUGUAUGACUGCCAAAAGUGUGUAAUGCUGAAACUAAACGCUGCUGCUUGGUCGGUGGAUGUGUUGAUUUUCCUCAACAUUUCCAGUAGUUUCACAAAACUUUUUAACAGCUGUCAGAUACCCAUCAUUAUUUGUCAUGUUGGGGGCAAGUCCAGUUUCUAGGUCAACCAUGACUUCAUUGAGACUUGUUUUGACUGUCUCAAUUGUCUGAUUCUUGUCUUCACCACUACUGGGUAUUUCAGUCUCCUUCAUGGUUGUUUUCUGCCUUUUCUGUUGGAACAGAUCAUCAUCCAGCAUGGCUGAUUCUUUGAAAGAAUGUCGUAUGUCUUCAUUAUGCCACUGAAUAUCAACAGAGAGGGACUGCAAGUACUCUUCAUCUGACUUUUGGUGAAGACUGCUAUAGAAGCUAAUGAGUUGGCAAUCUUUUUACAAGAGCUACGUCUGCAAGGAGCUGAUGGGGAUCAACAGCAACGAGGAGUGGAGAACGUGAAGGAUGAGAAGUUGGCUGUUGUGGAGGACAAAGCAGCAGCAUUGGGGUUGAGGCGAUCGAAUGGCUACGAAAGGAGACGAUUGUUACUUCUAUUAUAAUACUGAAUGUCUGAAGGGUGACCAAUGCCCUUUCUGUCACAGUCAAGCUGCACUCGGUAACAACACUGUCUGUGCGUUGUGGCUACAAGGGUCGUGCUUUCGAUCAGCAUGUCCGUUCAGACAUAUGCAUAUCACUGUGAAUGGUGACACUUUCGUCUAUUUCUCACAUUCUUGUGAGAAUGUCGAAUGUUUAGCCAGUUGAAGAGUGAGUUGUUGUGUUGCUUUGAGAUUCAACCGAGUGGCUGCCUCAAGCCCAACUGUCCUUUCAAGCAUUUCAAGCCAAGAAAUGUGAUCACACUGGGAACGAGCUCAAUGCCGGUGAUGUCAACGACACAGCCAGUUGUUGCUGUCAGACCGUCUGUUUGUGCUUCUACCAACUUGGUUCAAGCACAGGACACGGAGAUGCCAAAUUUCCGUGGAGUUGUAAAGGAAGUGAUGACGUCUCUAUCAGCCCAGUCAGACAACAAAGGAACAUCAAAUUUGACUGUUAGUGGGCGGAUAGUCACACUAAGAAAACCGAUAGGACAUGUGAAGAAGAUUGCAUAUAUUUGGAAGGUUGGAGCAAUGAAUGGCAUGUCAAAGUAGUGUCCAGCAAAAUCAUGCCACUAUUCAAGCUGCUAGUGCAACAGCUGUGACAUUUGUUGACCAGUUUACGAUGCUGUAUAAUUCAAUUCUAACCAGUUAUAGUCAUUACCGGUUGGAUAUAAUA